Molecule: messenger RNA, 1821 nt
Organism: Aspergillus ibericus CBS 121593
Lineage: Eukaryota; Fungi; Ascomycota; Eurotiomycetes; Eurotiales; Aspergillaceae
Product: putative transcriptional regulator (Cti6)
Exons: 4
Coding region: 1-1821 (606 amino acids)
Biological process (GO): negative regulation of rDNA heterochromatin formation; negative regulation of silent mating-type cassette heterochromatin formation
Cellular component (GO): Rpd3L-Expanded complex; Rpd3L complex
Source: RefSeq, a predicted model, not a curated record
AUGACGCCUCGUCGCUCCUCUCGUGCCCGCAACUCCCAACCGUUACCAGCUAUCCUCCAGCAUACGAACUCCUCCAGUUCCUCCAAUUCAAUGACUCGAGAAAGAAGUACCCGGUCGAACCACAAGAUCUCCUCCCCUCAACGAUCCUCCACCAAUCGGUCCCAGUCUAUCGACGAUGCCGACACAGCCUCGAAAAAUGAGUUUCGAGAGACACGGCAGCGCCAGCGUGCUCGAGGGGAGGAGGAUAACGACCAUCAUCUUAGGCUAGGUGAGGGCGAUGACGAAGACGGAGAAGAAGAGGAAGACGAGGAGGAGGAGAUCACCCGGUGUCUCUGUGGACAGCAGGAAUACCCGGGUCUGCCUCCCUCACGUCGUGACUUAGGCGGUCGCAAUGGUUUUCGUACCGGUAUCAAGGAUGAGACUUUUAAUCUCUCCGCAGACGCAGCAGACCUGAUGUCAGACGAGAUUGGGAGCAUGUUUAUCCAAUGUGAUUCGUGCAAAGUCUGGCAGCAUGGUGGCUGUGUUGGCAUUAUGGACGAGGCUAUGAGCCCCGACGAGUACUUUUGCGAAGAGUGUCGCAAGGACCUCCAUAAGAUCACCAGCGAAACAAACGGACAAUACUCGUCCCAAUACCUUCCUGUCGCUCCUCCACCGUCCAGUGCACCAUCCUCGCGAGAGUCGUCGCGGGAAACUUCCAGACGUGCAAAGGAUCCCAAAUCACGACAGAAUGACUCUGUCAAUCCCAAGCGCCGGUCAACGAUGAAUAGCCGCGAUGCGGCUUAUGACGAAGAAGAACAACUUCGGCGGGCCAUCGAAGAGAGCAAAGAAGAGACUAAGCCAGCGGCGGAUGAUAUUGUGGCCCGCAGGCCUAAGAGAAGUCGAAGCGAUAGUGAAGCACAUAAACAAGCAACCAAGCGACAGCGCACGAGCUCUCCCUCUCCAGGUGCCGUUUCGAAGAGCAACCCUGCAUCCCAGCCUGUCUCAGAAGAUGAGUCGAAAACAAAGCCAGCCACCAACGGGGUUAGACGACAGCGAGCUGCUUCGCGCGGUCAGCGUGAUAAGGAAACAAAGGAUCCGGAAGAACCCGAGGUUGAGUUACCGGAGGCUGCAAAUCGUAGGAAGGGAAGAUCUGAAAGGCAGAAAGGUGAUGACGCCGAGUCCGAUCAUGAAGCAGGAUCUCCUAUCAAACCCUCUGCGAACGAACCUGAACCGAAGCAACCGAGUCCUGAGGAAACACCUGCCCCUGCCCAAGAGCCGGCGCCUUUGCGGCCGUCCACUCGCAAAUCGGGCCGUCCGCCCGCUCGUCGUGGCGGUCGCAUCGGGCGAAAUCAGUACACUCGAGACCGGGACGCUAAUGGCACCGACUCCACUACGAGAUCUCCCCGGCGUGGGCAAUCGCAUGAGAUUUGUGGGGAUUCACCUCGAGUGGGUGUUAAUGGGACACACAUCAACAGCACCGAGUCGGGCAAGCCUAGUCGACCCCGCUAUGUGAACCAGAGAACCACUAUGAAUGAGAUGAAGCGACGAGUGACCGCGAUAUUGGAGUUUAUUUCACGCAUGCAGGUUGAGAUGGCUGUGGCGGGGGAGAGCACCACUCCUCCCAGCAAUGGUGACCGGGCGAACGGUAUCCCAGCUAGGUUCAUGAGCGAGCAUCCCCUCCUCUCCGCUGCCAUUGAAAGCGCGGGCCUGGAGAGUGCUUCUGCCGGGCAAGUGGCUGCGGAGAAAGACUUCAAAGACCUUAGCAGUGUGGAGAUGAUGGAUGUGUUGACCCGUCAUCUCCUCAAGUGGCAACAGGAGUACGGCAAGUUCGGUGAAAGAUAA